Molecule: messenger RNA, 402 nt
Organism: Megalops cyprinoides (Indo-Pacific tarpon)
Lineage: Eukaryota; Metazoa; Chordata; Actinopteri; Elopiformes; Megalopidae
Gene: mrpl52
Product: mitochondrial ribosomal protein L52
Exons: 5
Coding region: 16-402 (128 amino acids)
Biological process (GO): mitochondrial translation
Cellular component (GO): mitochondrial large ribosomal subunit
Molecular function (GO): structural constituent of ribosome
Source: RefSeq, a predicted model, not a curated record
AGUUAUGCUUUCAAAAUGGCGGCGUCCGUGAGGUUACUGUUGUGUACAGCUUUCAGGCGGUCCUCCUGUCGCCCCUUCUCUCUCACGGCCGGUGUUCCAGCCGGUAGCAAGUGGAGGGCGGAGAAUAAUUUGGCCCGCAGCGGGACAGAGUAUGGCCCCCUGACCGAUCUGCCAGACUGGUCCUUUGCAGACGGUCGUCCAGCACCCCUAAUGAAAGGACAGGAGCGAAGGAACAAGGAGAGGGAAGAGUUUGCGAGACGUGUGGUGGCUCUUAGCAAAGAGGUGGACAGAGGGAUGCAGCGGUGGAGGGAGAGGAAGGAAGAAGAGAAGGCGAUGGAUGAGAAAAAGAAGUCAAAUCUUCUCAAACCCAAAGGCAACCUUCUUUUAAAAAAGAAUAAAUAA